Callorhinus ursinus (northern fur seal) is the source of this 462-nucleotide messenger RNA. RefSeq names its product C-C motif chemokine ligand 17 (gene CCL17). The record is from RefSeq and is a predicted model, not a curated record. Gene Ontology annotation, molecular function: chemokine activity. Gene Ontology annotation, cellular component: extracellular region. Lineage: Eukaryota; Metazoa; Chordata; Mammalia; Carnivora; Otariidae. Gene Ontology annotation, biological process: immune response.
AUGACUCCCCUGAAGAUGCUGCUCCUGGUCAUGCUCCUCCUGGGGGCUUCUCUGCAGGUCACCCACGCAGUGCAAGGGACCAAUGUGGGCCGGGAGUGCUGCCUCGAGUACUUCAAAGGAGCCGUUCCUCUCAAAAGGCUGAAAAUGUGGUACAAGACCUCAAGGGACUGUCCCAAGAAAGCCAUUGUGCUUGUAACUGUCCACAACAAGUCCAUCUGUUCAGACCCCAAGGACACGAAGGUGAAGAAGGCAGUCAGAUAUUUAAAAAGCAUGCGGCACCCUGGGCUCCAAGAAUCCUGAUUUCUGCCUGGACCAUUUGGAGACCUCCAGCCUCAGUGUUCACUACCCCAACCCCGAGCUGCCUGAGUCCAGGGGAGGUCCUACAAGGACAAAGGGGACCCUGCCCCCUUUUCUGGACUGGAACCAUAGCAGAAAGAGCCCAGAUUAAAGUCUCUCCUUCGU